AUGGCUAAUCGAACUGUCAAAGAUGCUCAUACGCUUCAUGGCACCAACCCGCAAUAUUUGAUAGAGAAGAUCAUAAGAAGCCGAAUAUAUGAAUGCCAGUUCUGGAAGGAGCACUGCUUUGCCUUAACGUCCGAGCUCCUUGUCGACAAAGCUGUGGAGCUGAAGUACAUUGGGGGCACAUACGGUGGCUUAACCAAACCAACUCCUUUUAUCUGUCUAGUCUUGAAAAUGCUCCAAAUUCAACCUGAUAAAGAUAUUGUCAUCGAAUUUAUUAAGCAGGAAGAUUACAAAUAUGCAAGAGCACUUGGUGCAUUUUAUUUGCGCCUUGUAGGAGAAUCAGUGGAAAUCUAUAAGUACUUGGAGGCCCUUUACAAUGACUUUCGUAAAUUAAAACAACAGGACACCACGGGCAAAUUUUCGAUCAUACGCAUGGAUGAGUUUAUUGAUCAGCUACUUAACGAGGAACGAGUCUGUGAUGUAAUCUUGCCGCGGCUCCAGAAGCGCUCCGUUCUCGAGGAUAAUAAUGCUCUUGAGCCGCGCCAGUCGAUUCUUGAUGAGGAUUUGGAGGAAAUAAACAUUAAUGAGGAGCUUGAGGCUUCUCAAGAGGUUGAUCAGCAUGAAGAAAAGGAACGAAGGGAUCAGAAACGCGAAAAACAUCGCGAUCAGGAGGACGAUGAGGAUAGUAGACGCCAUCGCAAACAUCGUCAUCGUGAUCGAGAUCAUGAGUACGACAGGCGACGUGAGCGGGAUGAGAGGGAUAAAUGGGACAGACGACGGCGAAGUCGCAGUCGUUCACGUGAUCGUCGGCGCGGGGAUCGCGAGGAUUCUACAGAUCGCAAACGCAGUGGCAAGGAUCGCGAUCGAGUUCACCGUCAUUGA
This is a messenger RNA of Hydatigera taeniaeformis, 879 nucleotides long. Lineage: Eukaryota; Metazoa; Platyhelminthes; Cestoda; Cyclophyllidea; Taeniidae. The record is from the annotation of a GenBank genome assembly.